Molecule: messenger RNA, 843 nt
Organism: Apus apus (common swift)
Lineage: Eukaryota; Metazoa; Chordata; Aves; Apodiformes; Apodidae
Gene: PGPEP1
Product: pyroglutamyl-peptidase I
Exons: 5
Coding region: 59-688 (209 amino acids)
Biological process (GO): proteolysis
Cellular component (GO): cytosol
Molecular function (GO): pyroglutamyl-peptidase activity
Source: RefSeq, a predicted model, not a curated record
GGCGGGGGCGGCGGCGGCGGCGGCGGGAGCGGAGGGGACGGGACCGGACGGAGCCGAGAUGGAGAAGCCGCGGCGGGCGGUGGUGGUGACCGGGUUUGGUCCGUUUGGAGAGCACGCCGUGAACGCCAGCUGGAUUGCAGUCCAGGAGCUGGAGAAGCUGGGACUGCGAAACGAUGUGGAUCUGCAUGUCUAUGAGUUCCCAGUUGAGUACCAGACAGUGCAGAGACUCAUUCCUGCUUUAUGGAAAAAACACAGUCCACAACUGGUGGUUCACGUGGGUGUUUCUGGGAUGGCCACGACCGUGACUCUGGAGAAGUGUGGCCACAAUGUGGGGUACAAAGGGCUGGACAACUGCCGGUUCUGCCCGGGCUCGCAGUGCUGCGUCGAGGGCGGCCCCGAGUGCAUCGACUCCAUCGUCGACAUGGACACCGUGUGCAGGAGGGUCUCAGCCCUGGGGCUGGAUGUCACUGUCACCAUCUCCAAGGACGCUGGCAGGUACCUCUGUGACUUCACUUACUACACCUCCUUGUACCAGAGCUGCGGGAGGUCGGCGUUCGUCCACGUGCCUCCCCUGGGCAAACCCUACACGGCAGAACAGCUGGGCCGGGCACUACAGGCCAUCAUAGAGGAGAUGCUGAAUGUUUUGGAGCAUUCUGAAGGCAAAAUCAGUUGUCAGCAUGGACACUGAAAGUGGGCAGGGGAACUCUCCUAGUAUUGCACUUCCAAAGGUUUCCCCCCGCUACCGAAGUACUGGGGAAAACGGGUCUGAAAUCCACAGACCCAGAAUUGGAGACUUCAAAACCAUAAAAAAAAAAAAAGGAAAAUUCCUCUUCUAGAAAUUGA